AUGGCCGUUCCAGAUCCAAACCAAGCACGACAGAAGAAUGUCUUCGUCCUGUGCUUUGAUGGCACCGGCAACAAGUUCAGCGGGAAGGACACAGACAGCAACAUCCUCAAACUCUACCGCAUGCUCGACCGCUCUGAUGUAAACAUGUACACCUUUUACCAGCCAGGCAUUGGCACAUACGUCAGUUCUCACACGAUUCAAACUACCUCCUCACUGGGCCGGAUACGAUCUUGGUACCUGAAAACCAAAGAUGAGGCGGUUGGCACGUCUUUUGCAGAUCACGUAAUGGGUGGUUACAAGUUCCUCAUGCGCUACUACAGCUGCGAGGAUGACUUGUACUUUUUUGGUUUCAGUCGGGGAGCCUACACGGCCCGUUUCCUUGCCGAAAUGCUAGACCAUAUUGGUCUGUUAGCGGCUGGCAACGAAGAACUCAUCCGGUUUGCUUGGAAAACCUACGCCAAAUGGGCUGCCAGAAAGAAUGACGGCAGUGACCGGGCCAAAAAAAGAGAGGAGGAGCAGUAUGAAUUCAUGCGCGGAUUCAGGGAAACAUUCAGCAGGCCAGUUCGUCGAAUUCGGUUCCUUGGCUUGUUCGACACGGUGAACUCGGUGCCAAGGUUCGAGUCGGCUUGGAUGCAACGGAGCAAAUUCCCCUAUACUGCUCGUUCGUCGGCCAAGGUGAUAAGGCAUGCCGUGUCCAUUGACGAAAGGCGGGCCAAGUUCCGUCAAGAUCUGAUCAGCGGUGCACAGACUGAAUCAGAGAACCAGGUGCACCGCAAGAUCCAUCGCUACGAGUCGGAUCUCCAACAAAUGAAUGAGAAGGCCCAUGCAGAUGAAAACGAAGGUCAAUCUGCCUUGCAAGAAGGUCCGCAGAUUACUGUGACGGGCUCAUCUGGUGGUCAACUCUCAGUACCAGCAGCCCAGCUUGCAUCACAAAGCUCUGCCGAGAGCCUUGCGGCUCCUAUGCAUUCCCCAUCUACUGAGCAUCUCCGAGAGAGGGCGAAGUCGCCACGAAAACAAGCCAGGCGUCGAUGGUCACAGCCAAAACGUUCGCAAGAUGUGCAAGAGGUCUGGUUCGCAGGUGGUCACGGGGAUAUUGGCGGAGGCUGGGAAAAGGGAGAUAAAGAGCACUGGAUGCUCAGCCACACGCCGUUGGUGUGGAUGGUGCAUGAGGCCGAGAAUGCGGGACUGAAAUUUGACCCUGGAAAAAUGACUCGAUUAGGAUGCUCGCCCCAUGCAGUCGACGAAUUUGGCGAGAGGGUCGAGGACACCACGACACGCACAGCCUUCCAGCAGAACCUAGAACAUUGCUACACCAAUUCAACUAUCCACGAUUGUCUGAAGUUCAAUGGCGGCUUGCCGCGUGGCACCGUUUCUUUCUGGAAACUGAUGGAAUAUCUCCCGUUUCGCAGAAUGGAUUUACAAGAUGGGAAGUGGAAAGCUAUUCGCUGGCCACUGCCCAUGGGGGAAACGCGGGAUAUUCCAGAUGAUGCGCAAAUCCACAUAUCUGUCAUCAGGCGUAUGCAAGCCGACCCGAGUUAUCGCCCAGGCAACCUCAUUAUCGGUGGAGGUGGGCGAGGUGUACGGAAAGCUCCUGAGAAGUAUGGCAUUGGCGAAUGGGAGCCGCACAUGUGGGAAGGUGAUAUUAUCAAGCACACGGUUGUGCGAAAGCACCCAUCUUCCUCCAACUGA
Molecule: messenger RNA, 1689 nt
Organism: Fonsecaea erecta
Lineage: Eukaryota; Fungi; Ascomycota; Eurotiomycetes; Chaetothyriales; Herpotrichiellaceae
Exons: 6
Coding region: 1-1689 (562 amino acids)
Source: RefSeq, a predicted model, not a curated record